Molecule: messenger RNA, 1699 nt
Organism: Leguminivora glycinivorella
Lineage: Eukaryota; Metazoa; Arthropoda; Insecta; Lepidoptera; Tortricidae
Exons: 7
Coding region: 253-1461 (402 amino acids)
Molecular function (GO): protein binding
Source: RefSeq, a predicted model, not a curated record
UUCAAGUCAGUUCGCUCGCUCAGCCGCGCCGACGCGCUUGCGUGUGAUAACCUCGUGCCAAAAUGUUACAAACAAUUUCGCACAACCAAAACACUCAGUGACAUCGUUUUACACUGUUCUUUUAACGAAAACAGUAUUUUAAAGUGCUCUGUGGGAUUAAAGUGUCUGUGUUUCAACUUAUUUUUCUAACGACUGCACAAUGCGAAAAUUUUUCGGUAAAUUCGUUAGUGUGCACGAAAUAUUGACGGCAAAAUGUUGAAGGGAUAUUUUGUUUUCGUGUUCGUGUUCCAGUUUUUUUCAGCCGGCUUCAGCUCCAGCCUCCUGUGCGGGGGCACGACCGAGCUGAGCCUCGGCAACGGAGCCGGCGCGGGCGCAGCCAUCGCGCUGGCGCUCGUGCGGCCGCCGGCGGCGCGCGGGCCCUGCUCCCUCCGACUGCUCGCACCUGACGCCGCUGCCUUCACUGCCAGGCUUAUUGAUGUUAAGGAGAACCUGUCAGAAUGGGAGCGCGGCGCGUUAGAAGUGUCCUCGCCCGCGCUGGUAGCGGGCGUGGCGCAGCAGGCGCGCAAAUGGGGCGCCCGCAGCGCUACCGCUCAACACACGCGGGACGACCAGGCCCCGCCGAGGGCUAACGCUACUCAGGCCUGCAAGCUGCUAGUGUACAUAGGGGACGCCAUAAAACCAAUAUGGCGGAUGAACCUCUGCGGCGGCAACGCAGCAGCUGUAGCUGCCAGGGCUGGCACCAAACUGCUGCCGCCGAAGAUCAAGAUUGUGUGGAACCCGCCCACUUCACCCUACCAACACACUGAGAAGCUCAGGCUUGUGGUCACUGCGGUUAACAGUGGCUCCGUAUGCAACAACGAAUCUCAAUUCAUCUGCGGUAUGACUAGCCUCUGCAUAUCCUCCUACCUCGUCUGCGACGGCGUCCGACAUUGCCCCGGCGGCGAAGACGAAGAUACCUCAGCGUGCAUGCAUAGGAGAGACCCGCCGUUGCUGGAACUGCUUAGGCGAUUCGCUGCCAGGAACCAGGAGUUGCUGGGGAUAGAUCAGAACGAUGGCAUGACGAAGCCUUCUGUUAUAAGCGAUUUGAAACUUUCAGUGAAAAUCACGGAGAGCGAGCAGAAAUCGAACGCGUUCCUGGAAUUCGCGGCCGCUCUGAAGCCCUACGGCCCCUGGAGUUACCUCGUGGUGGGAAUGCUGAUCUGCGCCACCAUACUCAUGUUCUGUCUCGCUUGGGAAUGUUGCUGCAAGCGCUCCAAGCCAUCAGACACGCCGAUCAACAUCCCAGCGUCCUGCAUAGACCUCUCCCCGACGGUGACCGUCACCGCCGCCUCCCAGCACCUCUUCUCCCCCACUCCCACCUCCCCUCCCGAGUACGAACCCCCUCCGUCCUACUCCUCUCUCUUCCCUAGAGCGUACAAGUGUGAAGACCCCGUUCCGCAGUGCUCCGCCCAGCCCGACUAGGUUUUCAAAUUAGGUUUUAGGUUUUUUAGAAGUUUGGAAUGGCGUUAGCGAAUGAUUUGGUCAAAAUUAAUAUUGUUUAGCCCAAGACUGUCUCCAUGAUAUCAAAAAUAAUGGAUAUAGUAGAUGGAUCCAUCCCAUACAUUAAAAUGCGACCGCUUAAGAACGCGCAUACACUACGCCACACAUAGAUGCCUUGUUGCCAUCGAUUAUUUGUAGAUUGGCGUUAAUUGACACUUUC